This is a messenger RNA of Vigna radiata var. radiata (mung bean), 349 nucleotides long. Its product is annotated as 30S ribosomal protein S12, chloroplastic. Gene Ontology annotation, cellular component: small ribosomal subunit; ribosome. Gene Ontology annotation, molecular function: structural constituent of ribosome. Bases 1 to 315 code for a protein of 104 amino acids. The record is from RefSeq and is a predicted model, not a curated record. The transcript has 3 exons. Gene Ontology annotation, biological process: translation. NCBI's taxonomy places the organism in Eukaryota, Viridiplantae, Streptophyta, Magnoliopsida, Fabales, Fabaceae.
AUGAGAGGUUUCUGCAAAUCAGGCAUUACAGAGAAGAGUGGCAGUAAGGGUGANUUAUCUGUCAACUUUUCCACUAUUACACCCAAAAAACCAAACUCUACCUUACGUAAAGUUGCCAAAGUACGCUUAACCUUUGGAUUUGAAAUUAUUGCUUAUAUACCCGGUAUUGGCCAUAAUUUACAAGAACAUUCUGUAGUCCUAGUAAGAGGGGGGAGAGUUAAAGAUUUACCCGGUAUGAGAUAUCACAUUGUUCGAGGAACCCUAGAUGUUGUCGGAGUAAAGGAUCGUCAACAAGGGCGUUCUAGUGCGUUGUAAAUUCUUAUCCAAGACUUAUAUCAUUUGAAAAUGC